CAAUAGCUUCGUGACACGUCGGCUCUACAAUGUCAUAGCGUGUUUUGCCCUGCUUGAUGAGCGCCCUCCAGGAGGAGCUACGAUAUGGCGCUGCUCCCUUCCACCAAUCGCGAUCUACAAUAUGACAAUGCCAAGCUUAGGCGGCGCUCGGCCAUUCGGGUGGUAGUACGAGCUCUCUUCUCAAGUGGAGUACGAAGGAGGUGCUGCUCGUCAUGCGGGCUAGGACAAUUACUCGCACUGCUCAUGUUGAUGGGUCUCGGGUACCUUGCAUUCCUCCAGCCGGAUCAAUCCGGUCACACAAACAACAAGAGUUUGCUGCGGAAUCUAGGGGGAUACAAUGGCCACAGGUGGAUGAAGGACAGUCCUUUCCUCAAAAAGUUUUGGAGCACACACAGGCUCCCGAACUUACCACCAAAGCUCCGGCUCGGCCUGCUUCGACAAGUCAGUAGCUCCGGCAACUCUAGCAACCAUCAAGAGAACGAGGUGAAGCUGCCAUUUAUCGCGGAAAGAAACAGCCCCGAGGAGCUCGUGUGGAUAAAACGCCAAGCUGCCGUGGUCGACGCUUUCAAGCACGCGUGGAAUGGUUACAAGCAGUUCGCUUUGGGAUUCGACGAGUUGCAGCCAGUGAGUAGAAGAGGUAUAAAUGGUUUAGGAGGGAUUGGAGCCACCGCGAUCGACGCUUUAGACACCGCUAUGAUCAUGGGACUAGACGACGUAGUAGAAGAGGCCGGGGGAUGGAUAGAAAAGGAGCUCGCGAACAGGUUUAGCCACCAGGGACAGGUAAACUUGUUUGAGACAACCAUACGAGUGCUCGGAGGACUUUUGAGUGCGUACCAUCUAAGCGGAGGUGACACUUCGGUGCCUGGUAUAGACGGGAGUAAGAAUGGAGUUGCUCUCUCGCCCGGACCGAAGCCCGAGGUCUAUCUGAAGCUAGCGAAGGACUUGGGAGACCGGCUGAUGGCCGCUUUUGAGGCGAGUCCGUCGGCGAUUCCAUUCUCGGACGUGGUUUUGUCGGCGAGAAGCGCUCAUCCGGCUGCCGGUGAGCGUGGAGCGAGCAGCACGUCGGAGGUGACGACUUUGCAGCUCGAGUUUUGGUACUUGAGUAAAGUCACAGGUGAUCCCAAGUAUGGAAAGGCUGCAAUGCGCGUCUUCGAGCACAUCAAGGGACUCCCUAAGCUCGAGGGGCUGGUUCCUAUUUACAUGAACCCGCAUUCUGGAACGUUUCAAGGGAACAACAUAAGACUCGGCUCGAGAGGGGACAGCUACUACGAAUAUCUGCUCAAGGUCUGGAUCCAACAGGGAGGCGUUGGCGAUGGACAGGAUGUCCAAUAUCUUCGAGAUAUGUACGACGAAGCAAUGGCGGGGGUCAAGCACCUUUUGGUCGCGAAGUCAGUACCAAAUGGCCUCACUUUCAUAGGCGAGCUUCCGAGUGGAAGAAACGAAGAUUUCAGUCCGAAAAUGGAUCACUUGGUAUGCUUUCUAGCCGGAAAUCUUGCUCUAGGAGCAACUCGAGGAUUUCCCGAGAAGGAUGCCAAGGAGUCCGGAUUCUUGAGCGAGAAGGACGUGCAGGAUCUGGCCCUUGCGAAAGAGCUAGCUAGAACUUGCUACGAGAUGUACAACGUGACUACUACCGGACUAGCUCCCGAGAUAGCUUACUUUAGAACUGAGGGCGAUCACACGGAAGGCAUGGAUGGCGGCAAGCCUAACGCUCAAUACAAAGAGGACAUCAUCAUCAAGCCUCUGGAUCGUCACAACCUUCUUCGCCCCGAGACGGUGGAGUCUCUUUUUGUAUUGUAUAGGAUAACUGGCGACUCGAUGUACAGGGAAUGGGGAUGGAAGAUCUUCCAAGCCUUCGAAGCUCACACCAAGAUCAGCACCGGUGGCUACAGCAGCAUCGACGAUGUCACGGUCGCGAAUUCUUACAAGCGAGACAAGAUGGAGACGUUCUUCCUGGGAGAAACGCUCAAGUACUUGUUCCUUUUGUUCGGGGAGGACGAUGUUUUGCCGCUCAGCUACUUCGUCUUCAAUACAGAGGCUCAUCCCUUGCCAAUUACGUGGGAAGGAGCAAACAGCGUUCUCUCAUGAAAAAGAAUGAAGAAAUUUUUUUUCCUUCC
This is a messenger RNA of Selaginella moellendorffii, 2114 nucleotides long. Its product is annotated as mannosyl-oligosaccharide 1,2-alpha-mannosidase MNS3. Gene Ontology annotation, molecular function: mannosyl-oligosaccharide 1,2-alpha-mannosidase activity; calcium ion binding. Gene Ontology annotation, cellular component: trans-Golgi network; membrane; endoplasmic reticulum. Gene Ontology annotation, biological process: N-glycan processing; carbohydrate metabolic process. The transcript is spliced from 6 exons. The record is from RefSeq and is a predicted model, not a curated record. NCBI's taxonomy places the organism in Eukaryota, Viridiplantae, Streptophyta, Lycopodiopsida, Selaginellales, Selaginellaceae. The coding region runs from base 85 to 2085 and encodes 666 amino acids.